Cuscuta europaea is the source of this 3971-nucleotide messenger RNA. NCBI's taxonomy places the organism in Eukaryota, Viridiplantae, Streptophyta, Magnoliopsida, Solanales, Convolvulaceae. The record is from the annotation of a GenBank genome assembly.
UAACACUAAAAAACAUAUAUGUGUUGGUACCCGGAAAAGAUUUGGAGGAUGGGCUGUUUUUAGUUCAAGAUGAUGACACAAUUAGGAAGGUUUUGAAUAGGAUUAGGAAUUUUUGUUGGACAAGUAGAAUGGUCUUUCUGUUCAAAAUCAAUACCAGUAGCCUAGUAGGUACUCCAUAACAACAAACAACUAGGGAGUACUACCGUGUCUACUGUCUAGUAUCAUACUCGUAUCAGAAAUAUCUACAAACCGGAAUACAAAUUGAUAUAUCAUGGAUUCUUCAUAAUAAGCGGUGGGCGGUACGGAUUACUUGAAAAAAUCAGUGUAGCUAAUAAUGUCGAUAUUAUGAGGAUGAUACGGAGUAUGAUAUAAUCAAUCAUCAGAGCUAUUUGAGGUUGAUUGAAAGUUGAAACCCACCUCCACUCGGUUUACUGCGACUCUUCUCUCUUUUCAUUUGUUCCAUCGCAAAUCGCAGGUAAAUCUCUAAGCAUACAACAAAAUGGCAGACGUCACUGAUGAUAUAGCAGAGGAGAUUUCAUUUCAGAGCUUUGAGGAUGACUGCCGGCUGCUUCAGAGCCUUCUCAACGAUGUGCUCCACCGGGAAGUGGGUCCCGAGUUCAUGGAGAAAGUUGAAAGGACUCGAUGCCUCGCUCAAAGCGCAUGUAACAUGAGAGCAGCUGGGAUAGAAGACACAGCAGAGCUUCUUGAGAAACAGUUAGCAACAGAGUUGUCAAAUAUGACAUUCGAGGAAGCACUCUCACUUGCCCGCACAUUUAGUCACUAUCUCAACUUGAUGGGAAUUGCAGAAACUCAUCACAGAGUAAGGAGGGCCCGAGGGGUGACACAGCUAUCAAAAUCUUGUGAUGACACAUUCAACCGUCUUCUGCAGAGUGGUGUUUCUCCAGAUGAACUUUAUGACUCUGUCUGCAAGCAGGAGGUUGAGAUUGUUCUAACCGCACAUCCAACACAAAUAAACCGCAGAACACUACAGUACAAGCACAUUAGAAUAGCGCAUCUAUUAGAGUACAAUGAUCGGACUGAUCUUGGGAUUGAAGACCGAGACAUGCUGAUUGAAGACCUGGUUAGAGAGAUCACUUCAAUAUGGCAGACGGAUGAGUUGAGGCGACACAAACCUACUCCAGUUGAUGAAGCCCGGGCUGGCUUAAAUAUUGUGGAGCAGACACUUUGGAAAGCUGUACCACAUUAUCUACGCCGUGUUAGCAAUGCUUUAAAGAAGCAUACGGGAAGAGGGCUUCCAUUGACAUGCACACCAAUAAAGUUUGGAUCUUGGAUGGGGGGCGACCGAGAUGGAAAUCCAAAUGUCACAUCAAAGGUAACAAAAGAUGUUUCUCUUUUGUCAAGAUGGAUGGCAAUUGAUCUAUAUGUACGUGAAAUUGAUAGUUUAAGAUUUGAACUUUCUAUGAAUCGGUGUAGCGAUACAUUGUCAUGUUUGGCUCAUGAAAUCUUAGAAAAAGAAAAUUUACAAGAGGAACACAAAGACAAUUGGAAUCAGCAUACGAGUUGGAGCCAAUCAAAGCAUCAGGCUCCUCAUUUUCCUUCACAGCUCCCAACCGGGGCUGAUCUACCCUCUUGCACUAAAUGCAAUGACGUUGAAUCUCACUAUCCUCGUUUGGAUGUUCCGGGGACUGAGUUCAAGAAUCGUCAGGUCUUGCAGGAUGGUCAAGGAACAGGAGUAAUUAGUCCUUUGGCUCCUCCUGAUUCACCUAGAAGCCAGAGAGCACAUGGAAAUGGAAACGCUGUUGCUGUGAGUCCAUGUGCCAGUUCUGGUCAGAUUCUUGCUCAAAGGAAAUUCUUUUCUGAAUCUCAGAUAGGAAGGAGCAAUUUUCAGAAGCUUCUAGAACCAAGCUCGUCUCAGAGUCCAGGAAUAGCCCCUUACCGCAUAGUACUUGGGGAUGUUAAAGAAAGGCUCAUGAAGACACGGAGGAGACUUGAACUACUUCUAGAGGAUCUUCCUUGUGAUCAUGAUCCUUGUGAUCAUUAUGAAACAUCUGAUCAGCUUCUAGAACCACUGUUACUGUGCUAUGAGUCACUGCAAUCUUGUGGAUCAGGAGUUCUAGCUGAAGGUAGACUUGCAGACUUGAUCAGGCGAGUUGCCACGUUUGGGAUGGUACUAAUGAAGCUGGACCUUCGUCAGGAAUCUUCUAGGCAUUCUGAAACACUUGAUGCAAUCACCACGUACCUAGACAUCGGGUCAUACAGCGAGUGGGAUGAAGACCGCAAGCUUGAAUUUCUGACUAGGGAAUUAAAAGGGAAGAGGCCCUUGGUACCUUUGACUAUAGAGGUUGCUCCUGAUGUUAAAGAAGUGUUGGACACCUUUAGAGUUGCAGCUGAACUAGGGAGUGACUCACUUGGAGCUUAUGUUAUCUCCAUGGCUUCAAACGCUAGUGAUGUGCUAGCCGUAGAGCUCUUACAGAAGGAUGCACGCUUGGCUGUUUCCGGGGAACUUGGCAAACCAUGUCCUGGUGGAACACUACGGGUGGUUCCACUGUUUGAAACUGUGAAGGAUUUAAGAGAAGCUGGUUCAGUGAUCAGGAAGCUACUAUCGAUCGACUGGUACCGAGACCACAUAAAAAAGAAUCAUAAUGGACAUCAAGAGGUGAUGGUUGGUUAUUCUGACUCCGGGAAAGAUGCGGGGCGUUUUACAGCCGCAUGGGAGCUUUAUAAAGCUCAAGAAGAUGUGAUAGCUGCAUGUAAUGAACAUGGUAUUAAGGUCACUUUGUUCCAUGGACGCGGAGGGAGCAUUGGCCGGGGCGGUGGUCCCACUUACCUUGCCAUUCAAUCCCAGCCACCUGGUUCUGUUAUGGGAACAGUCCGGUCAACAGAACAAGGAGAAAUGGUUCAAGCAAAGUUUGGACUACCCCAGGUUGCGGUUAGGCAGCUUGAGAUCUACACAACAGCUGUACUACUUGCCACCUUGCGCCCACCCCAACCACCACGCGAAGAGAAAUGGCGUAACCUGAUGGAAGAAAUCUCCAAAAUUAGCUGUAAUAAUUACCGAAGCACCGUAUAUGAAAACCCAGACUUCCUUGCUUACUUCCACGAAGCCACCCCACAAGCCGAGCUUGGAUAUCUCAACAUUGGAAGCCGACCAACAAGAAGAAAAAACACGGCAGGAAUAGGACAUCUCCGGGCUAUUCCAUGGAUAUUUGCGUGGACUCAAACAAGGUUUGUCCUCCCCUCUUGGCUCGGGGUUGGAGCAGGCCUUAAGGGCGUUUGCGAAAAAGGGUACACUGAAGAUUUACGUGCAAUGUACAAAGAUUGGCCAUUUUUUCAGUCAACCGUUGAUCUCAUAGAGAUGGUUCUCGGGAAAGCGGAUAUUCCCAUUGCGAAGCACUAUGAUGAAGUGUUGGUAUCUCCAAGCAGACAAAAACUAGGCGCUGACUUGAGGGGAGAGCUUUUGACGACAGAGAAGUAUGUGCUUUUGGUGACAGGGCACGAGAAGCUCUCUGAGAAUAACCGGAGCCUUAGGAGGUUGAUUGAGAGUAGGCUACCUUAUCUGAAUCCGAUGAAUAUUUUACAGGUGGAGAUAUUGAAGAGGUUAAGGCAGGAUACAGAUAACAAUAAGCUUAGAGAUGCUUUGCUCAUCACCAUCAAUGGGAUUGCUGCCGGUAUGAGGAAUACCGGUUAAAUGUUAAUUCCACAUUUCCACGUAUAUCAUACUACGUAUAUUAUUAUUAGAUCACACUAUUUGCAAGUGAAGUUGCAACUGUACCCUUUUCACUUUGAUUGAAUUUAUCAUGCUACUUAGUUUGUGAGGUUUGUGGUAAUUUCUUUAAUUUGGUUGUGUUUUCUUUUCCAAUAUGUUUUGCAUCAAUGGUAUAAGAAAAAAUGUACUUUCUCAAAGUGUACGGUCCAAGUUUGUUAGUAAGGCUGGACGUUUUUUAUAUCUAAAAAUCUGUUUGGUGAAAUAACAGAGUUUUUGUAUUAUGAAUGCUAAAGUUAUGAAAUAA